Molecule: messenger RNA, 675 nt
Organism: Melitaea cinxia (Glanville fritillary)
Lineage: Eukaryota; Metazoa; Arthropoda; Insecta; Lepidoptera; Nymphalidae
Product: chorion class B protein PC10-like
Exons: 2
Coding region: 1-618 (205 amino acids)
Biological process (GO): chorion-containing eggshell formation; multicellular organism development
Cellular component (GO): egg chorion
Molecular function (GO): structural constituent of egg chorion
Source: RefSeq, a predicted model, not a curated record
AUGUACAAGAGAGCAACGAUCAUCUGCGCUUUGGCGCUUAUCCAGACCAUCACUGCUCAGUGCAUUGGAGCAUACCCCGGAUAUGCGCCUGAUACGCUUGCUGCACCUUACGGCCGUUGCAUUGGCGCGCCCUUCGCUGAAACCGCGUGGGCAACUCCCUACGGAAUUGGAGAAAUUGAAGGUUGGGGUUUCGGAGCUGGGCUUGCUCCCGCUUCCCUUGCUGCCUCCAAUGGUGCUGGACUUGCCGUAACUAGUGCUUCAGCCAUUGCUCCUACUGGUGUCUCAGUACUAUCUGAGAACGCAUACGAAGGUCCUCUAGGUGUUACUGGUACUGUACCAUUCUUAGGAGUAGUUGCUUUGGAAGGUGCUCUACCAACUGCCGGUGCUGGAGCUGUCAAUUACGCCUGUGGUAACGGUGACGUGGCUAUCUUAGCUGAGGAUAUAAAUUCUGUUGGCUUAAACGCUCCCUUCGGAUUUAAUGCUUUAGCGGGGCCACUAGUUGCAUACGAUGGUUUGAAUGGACCUUAUGGAGGCAACGCUUUACUGAGACCUUUUGCAUAUGAUGGUGUUGUAGGACCUGCCUGUGGUGCAUACGGCUAUAAUGGUUUAUAUUACUAGUAAAUGAAUUAUGAUAUUAUAUACAAAUAUAUAAUAAAAUAAAAUUGUUUUAAAGCA